AUGUGGCACCCUGUCGACAACAUAUCUGAAGAGCUCGUCGAUAUCAUUGUCAGCCUAUGCGGCCGACGCACUCUAGCAAACUUAUGCCGCGUGUCAAAGCAGUUCAACCGCAUCGCAACUCCUCAUCUCUACGCGAAUAUCACGUUAAACUCAGACAUAGGCGGGGAGGGAGCUCUGAGACACCUCCGCCCACUUGCGCACCGCUUUUUCGCCGAUCCAUCUUUUGCUUCGCUUGUAAAGUCCAUUGCCCUUCCAGAAGGUUGGGGAGGUUGUGAGAGCGCGCCUCGCCUUGACGGGUUCAAGGUGAAGCCAUGGCCAAGAAUCGAAACUCCCGAAACCGAGCAACUGCUAGAGCGAAUAUGUCGGGAAUACUACGACGAUGAAACCAAGGCGCUGAGAAUGUACAUCAAGUUGUAUGCAGCUGAUGCUGAUGUCAUUAUCACACUGCUCGUCGCGAAUCUCCCAAACCUGGAGAGAUUAGACUUAGAACUCGGAGAAUUUCGUGACCAUAAGCUCUUUUGCGAAAUGAUCAAGGGGUCUGCCGGGCGCCUUGAGGCUAAGAAAGCGGCGUCACUCAAUUCGACGGAAUGUUCCUCGUCUCCAACCGCCCCAUUGCCAAAACCUGUCGAUGUGUUCAUCAGGGAUUCUGAUGCUGGCGACGUUGAAUAUCUGGCAUCAUUCUUCCACCUGCCGAAUCUUCGCUCCAUGUACGCAUUCAAGUUUGGGGAUGACAAUGAGAAUAGCAAUAUGAUGGAGAGAAAUCCAUUCGCCGUGCUGGGACUGCGAUCCUGUGGCGUGCAAUACAUCGAGCUCAGAGCCUCCUCGCUGGCAACGCAUACGUUGCGAGACUUGAUCGAAGCGACUAUACCAGGCAAACUCAAAGCUUUCCUGUUCGAGAGGGCAGGUCCUUUCACGUCGCGCUCGGCGGAGCUUCCCUUUCUCAUGCGUUGUCUGGAAGAUCAUCAAGACCACCUGGAGACUCUCGCGCUCAGUUACGAGGAGAUCGAGGGCAGUACGGUAUUUGAAGAACCAUGGUGGGAGUUCCUGGAUAGACGGACGCCCGCCAUGUCAUUCACUUCUUUCAAGUCUCUUCGCCGCCUCCGAGUAGCGCCCGAAAUGAUCUGGGGAUACACCCAUGACGAAUGCACCGUUCAGUUCGAGGAUGAGAUCAUGCUGACCAUAGACAUGUUUUGGAAAGCUCUUCCAGCAUCCUUGGAGGAGCUCUGGCUUACACGGUUGCAACGCCAUUGGAUACCUGGCUUUAUGUCCCAUGAUCUCGGCAUCAUCCCACGCAUCCUUAUACCUGCGCUCCACCGUCUUGUAGAGGAAAGCAGCGAAGCAUGUCCCCAUCUCCGGUCGAUCCGCAUAGAAAUCCUACCUCAUCAUUGGGAAGUCCUGUGGCUAGAUCUGCUAGCCGAAUUCUGUCACGACGCCGAAAGGAGAGGUAUUCACUGCACUGUCAUCUUCCUUCACCCGCGUGAAGUCAAGUCCGAUUGGAAAACAAGGAGUGAAAUGGUCGAGCGUGGAUGGGGUUGGAACGAAGAUGUCGAAUGGAGCGAGAUUUCUAUGGACGCAAACAAGACAUGGCGGAAACAUGGUGUUUAUGCAGCGAGGGAGAAUAACUUGAAAGGGGAAAUGCGGGCGCUUCAAAACAGCAUCUUCGCGUACGUAGGCGUCAAGUCGUUGUUAUCCGAAGAGACCGAGACCGACGACGACUUAUCUUUAUCGGAACAGAGCGACACCGACGCUUCGGAAUAA
Messenger RNA from Alternaria metachromatica, 1758 nucleotides. RefSeq lists its product as uncharacterized. The transcript has a single exon. Lineage: Eukaryota; Fungi; Ascomycota; Dothideomycetes; Pleosporales; Pleosporaceae. The record is from RefSeq and is a predicted model, not a curated record. Bases 1 to 1758 code for a protein of 585 amino acids.